UUCUUUAAUUUCGUUAUAUCUUUUCAUUAUCUGCAAAUCAAUGGCAAGUGAGCAUAACAAUGGGGGAUCACCACUUGAUCUUAACGUCCCUUUUCUUCUUGACCAAAAUCAAAGCAAAUUACAGGAUUUAGAGGCACCUGCAAAUCAUGGUGAUGAUGUAAAUUUCAGAGCAGCCUCCUCUUUUUCCAAGACUUGUUUCAAUGGACUCAAUGCUUUAUCAGGAGUUGGGAUAUUAUCAACACCAUAUGCAGUGGCAUCAGGAGGAUGGAUGAGCUUGAUUCUUCUUUUUGCAAUUGCCACUGCAACAUUCUACUCAGCUUUAUUGAUUCAAAGAUGCAUGGUCUCCGAUUCCAACAUCAAAACUUAUCCCGACAUCGGCUAUCAAGCAUUUGGCAAGAAAGGGAGACUAAUAGUAUCGGUUUUGAUGCAUGUCGAGCUCUACUUGGUCGCCACCGGAUUUCUCAUUCUCCAAGGAGAUAACCUGCAGACUCUGCUACCGAGCGUUGAGCACUUCGAGUUUGCAGGGCUAACCAUCGGUGGGAAACAAGGAUUCAUCAUAAUCGUUGCCCUCAUAAUUCUGCCUACUGUCUGGUUGAAUAACUUGAGCCUUCUUUCUUACAUCUCUGCAACUGGGGUUUUAGCUUCUUUAACCAUCAUCGGUUCAGUUCUAUGGACUGGUGCAGUUGAUGGAAUCGGGUUUCAACAAAAGGGAAAGUUGGUGAAUUGGGAUGGAAUCCCCACUGCUGUCAGCUUAUUUGCCUUUUGUUAUUGUGCACAUCCGGUUUUCCCUACCCUUUACACUUCAAUGCAGAAAAGGCAUCACUUCUCCAAUGUUAUGGUUGUAUGCUUUAUCUUCUGCACCGUAUGUUAUGCAUCGAUGGCAAUUCUCGGGUACCUAAUGUUCGGAUCAGAUGUUCAGUCACAGAUAACAUUGAACCUUCCGACUAACAAGCUAAGCUCAAGAAUUGCAAUUUACACCACAUUGGUGAACCCCAUAUCUAAAUAUGCAUUGAUGGUCACGCCGAUCAUCAAUGCUACGAAAGCCCGGUUUUCAUAUCACUGCAACAAGCGAUUCCUCCACCACUUGAUUGGGACAACCGUGGUGAUCAGCACCAUGUUGGUGGCUCUGGUGGUCCCCUUUUUCGGUUCCCUCAUGUCCCUGGUUGGUGCAUUUUUAAGCAUCACUGCUUCUGUCAUACUCCCGUGCGCAUGUUACUUGAAGAUUACAGGGAGUUAUCAGAAAUUCAAUGGUGAAAUGGUUGCUUUAAGCCUCAUAAUUGUAAUGGGUGUUAUUGUGGUUAUAUUCGGUACGUACACAUCUCUUGUAGACAUAAUUGGCAAUUUAUAACUUAACAGUUUUGAAAGUCCA
Messenger RNA from Hibiscus syriacus, 1369 nucleotides. Its product is annotated as amino acid transporter AVT1I-like. The record is from RefSeq and is a predicted model, not a curated record. Bases 41 to 1348 code for a protein of 435 amino acids. The transcript is spliced from 3 exons. NCBI's taxonomy places the organism in Eukaryota, Viridiplantae, Streptophyta, Magnoliopsida, Malvales, Malvaceae. Gene Ontology annotation, cellular component: plasma membrane.